AUGUACCCUAUCAAAGUGGCUACAGGAAUGAAAAUGUAUGUUUACCACGUAACUGUGAAGAACGUUUGGAAAACUCCUGGAGAAUGUCAACGAUGCAGAGUUGUAUACAGUGGCACGAGACGCUUCAAAUUGAAAGGUCAUUCUUCUACAAUUGUCGAGCAAGGUUCUUCAGCUUCACUUUACUUCAGAGGCACAGAAAUUGAACUUUUUCAUUGGACUGUAAGUAGGUCAAAGAAAAGUUUUCAACUCCUGUUUCGGGUGCAUUCGUGA
Messenger RNA from Caenorhabditis elegans, 270 nucleotides. RefSeq names its product DUF663 domain-containing protein (gene Y7A5A.24). NCBI's taxonomy places the organism in Eukaryota, Metazoa, Nematoda, Chromadorea, Rhabditida, Rhabditidae. The transcript is spliced from 2 exons. The record is from RefSeq and is marked reviewed. Bases 1 to 270 code for a protein of 89 amino acids.